Molecule: messenger RNA, 4605 nt
Organism: Endocarpon pusillum Z07020
Lineage: Eukaryota; Fungi; Ascomycota; Eurotiomycetes; Verrucariales; Verrucariaceae
Exons: 9
Coding region: 1-4605 (1534 amino acids)
Biological process (GO): transmembrane transport
Cellular component (GO): membrane
Molecular function (GO): ABC-type transporter activity; ATP binding; ATP hydrolysis activity
Source: RefSeq, a predicted model, not a curated record
AUGAUUGCUGGAAGCCAGCAGCAGACCUUCAGUGGAGCGCAGUUAACCCAUAAGGACAAGCUCUGGCGAACAAGACAACAACCUCUAUGCGGAGAUCCUGAAGGCUGGGGUCCCAUAAGCCCUGUGAGAUAUGAUUUUACGCCAUGCUUUGUUGAUGUUUGGAUUGUGUUCGUGGCGACAUUGGGCACGGUAGGAGGUGCAGGAGCAAUAUGGUUCCUUCUGAAGAGACGAAGUGCGCAGCCAGUUUCUAAGGAUUGGCACUUCUACACUAAACUGAUAGUGAUCGCAUGCCUCGUCCUUACCACGGCCCUACAAGCCUCCCUUCAGAUAGAGUCCUUCCCAGAGCUAUGGGCCAAAGAUUUCCGCUUUUGGACCUCGGUGAUUACUCUUGCGUCACUUGGGAUCGUUUUUACAGUACAAUAUCUCGAGCACUGGCGGAGCCGGCAACCCAACGGUGUCGUCCUCUUGUAUUGGUUAUUUUUCGUCCUCGCCUAUGGAGUGAAGUUGAGAUCGCUCAUAUCACGCCAACUAUGGAAGACUCGAUUGCCAUACUUUGUGACAUUCAACGCCAGUCUGGGCCUUGCCAUUAUAGAAUUCGUGCUGGAGUAUUUUGUACCGAAGAAACAGAGCGCAUGGCACGCACUGAAAGAUCAGGAUGAAUGUCCCAUGGAAUAUGCCGACAUCUUCUCGAUAUUGACAUUUGGAUGGAUGACCCCGUUGAUGAAAUACGGAUAUAAGCACUUUUUGACUCAAGAUGACCUGUGGAACUUGCGCCCGAGAGACACGACCAAGGUUACUGGCGCUGCAUUACAGGAAGCAUGGACCAACGAGCUUGAAAAGAAACAUCCGUCGUUAUGGCUGGCAUUGUUUCGAGCAUUCAGUGGACCAUACUUCCGGGGCGCAUUGAUCAAGACCAUCAGUGACGCACUAGCCUUUGUACAGCCUCAGCUUCUACGACUCAUCAUCACGUUUGUGGAUUCCUAUCGCCACGGCGAUGAACCUCAACCGGCCAUACGAGGAGCUGCUAUAGCGUUGGCCAUGUUUGCGGCUUCCGUCUGUCAGACCGUUGCCCUUCAUCAGUAUUUCCAACGGGCAUUCGAGACAGGGAUGAGAGUCAAGUCCUCCCUUACCGCGAUGAUAUACUCAAAAGCACUCAAGCUCUCCAACGAAGGUCGUGCUUCGAAAUCUACUGGUGACAUUGUCAAUCACAUGGCCGUAGACCAACAACGUUUGGCUGAUCUUACACAGUACGGUCAGCAAAUAUGGUCAGCUCCCUUCCAGAUUGUGUUGUGCAUGAUAUCUCUGUAUCAAUUGGUGGGACUUUCGAUGCUGGCAGGCGUAGCAGCCAUGAUAGUCAUGAUCCCACUGAAUGGCAUUAUUGCUAGAAUCAUGAAGAAACUCCAAAUCGUCCAGAUGAGGAACAAGGACCAGAGGACCAGGCUCAUGACCGAAAUACUGAACAACAUGAAAAGCAUCAAACUUUACGCGUGGACUUCAGCAUUCAUGGAGAAUCUAAGCCAUAUUCGAAACGACUUGGAGCUCAACACUCUUCGAAAAAUAGGAGCAGCACAAUCUUUUGCCAAUUUCACUUGGUCCACAACACCCUUCUUUGUCUCCUGCUCGACGUUUGCUGUAUUCGUCUUGACCACUAAUCAACCUUUGACUACAGACAUUGUCUUCCCUGCAUUAACUUUGUUCAACUUGCUCACCUUCCCCCUUUCGGUCCUGCCUAUGGUAAUCACAUCCAUUAUCGAGGCCACAGUGGCUGUGAAUCGUCUCACGACUUAUUUUGCUGCGGCGGAGCUGCAGGACGAUGCUGUGCGUGUUGAAGACCCAGUCACAGAGAUAGGAGAAGAAUCGGUGCGAAUACGCGAUGCAACCUUCACAUGGAACAAGGAAGAAGGCAGAGACGUGCUCUGCAAUAUCAACUUUGCAGCUCAUAAAGGUGAGCUCAGCUGUCUGGUAGGGCGGGUUGGCACUGGUAAAUCUUCGUUCCUACAAAGUAUACUCGGUGACCUUUGGAAGAUGCACGGAGAAGUGGUCGUGCGAGGGCGAAUGGCCUAUGUUGCUCAGCAGCCCUGGGUAAUGAACGCAAGCGUUAAGGAAAAUAUAGUUUUCGGUCAUCGCUGGGAUCCUUACUUCUAUAAUCAAACGAUAGAUGCAUGUGCGUUGCGUGAUGACUUCCUGACCCUCCCUGAUGGAGACUCGACCGAGGUGGGAGAACGUGGCAUUUCGUUAUCAGGAGGUCAAAAAGCGAGGCUGACACUGGCUCGGGCAGUCUACGCAAGGGCCGACGUAUAUUUGCUAGACGAUGUCCUAUCUGCCGUGGACCAGCACGUUGGAAGACAUCUCAUCAAUCGUGUUUUAGGUCCCAAUGGUCUGCUCAGCGGCAAGACGAGGAUUCUUGCAACAAACUCUAUCAAUGUUCUCCGAGAAGCCGACUUCAUAUGCCUCCUGCGCGACCAGCGCAUUCUUGAGAAAGGUACCUAUGACCAAUUGAUGGCAAUGAAGGGCGAAAUUGCCAAUCUCAUCAAAACAUCAUCGAGCGAGGAGGAAGGGUCGAGUAGUCCAAGCAGCGCCAGUAAACUCAGCGACUACACUGACGAGUCAGUGACCAUAAUCGAGAACGGCGCCGGCUACGACGAAGAAGCAGAAGAGGCUCAGGCAACAAUCGGAAGUCUUGAAGCCAUCCGACCAGGGGCGGUGACUGCUCGCAAAUCAAGCUUUGUUACCCUCAGACGUGCUAGCACUGCGAGCUUCCACGGUCCUAGAGGCAAAGUUACCGAUGAAGAAGCCGGUGGUAUUAAGAGCAAGCAGAGCAAAGAAACCUCAGAACAAGGCAAGGUGAAAUGGAGCGUAUACGGCGAAUAUGCAAAGACAAGCAACCUUUACGCGGUAGCCAUCUAUUUGCUUUGCCUUGUGGCCGCGCAGACCGCUCAAAUUGGAGGCAGUUUUUGGUUGAAGCGAUGGUCAGAGACUAACGAGCAAAUGGGAGGCAAUCCUCAGGUUGGAAAAUAUCUUGGAGUAUAUUUUGCCUUCGGAAUUGGAUCUGCAGCAUUGGUCGUCCUCCAAACUUUGAUCCUUUGGAUAUUUUGUUCAAUCGAGGCUUCGCGGAAGUUGCACGAGAGAAUGGCCUUCGCCAUAUUCCGAUCACCAAUGAGCUUUUUCGAGACAACCCCUGCGGGCCGUAUACUCAAUCGAUUUUCCAGUGAUAUUUACCGUGUUGAUGAAGUUCUGGCUCGGACGUUUAACAUGCUUUUCGUCAAUACAGCUAGGGCAGGGUUCACGCUGGCUGUCAUAGCAGCGGCCACUCCAAUUUUCCUGGUGCUGGUCCUUCCAUUGGGGGCCAUUUAUCUCGCCUAUCAAAAGUACUACCUUCGGACUUCACGUGAGCUGAAACGGUUGGACAGCGUCAGCCGUAGUCCCAUCUAUGCACACUUCCAAGAGUCAUUGGGUGGUGUCACAACCAUCCGAGCCUAUAGGCAGCAGGCAAGAUUUGCGUUGGAGAACGAGUGGCGCAUGGAUGCCAACCUCCGGGCCUAUUUCCCAUCGAUCAAUGCCAACAGAUGGCUGGCCGUCCGUUUGGAAUUUAUAGGCUCGGUGAUCAUCCUUGCCGCUGCCUCUUUUGCCAUUAUAUCUGUCGCCUCCGGAAGCGGCCUUUCAGCCGGUUUUGUGGGCCUGUCACUGUCGUAUGCACUACAAAUAACGCAGUCCCUGAAUUGGAUUGUUCGCCAAACCGUUGAGGUGGAGACAAACAUCGUUUCGGUGGAACGGGUUCUGGAAUACGCCAAUCUGCCAAGUGAGGCGCCUGACGUGAUCUUCAAGAAUAGGCCGAACAUCGGCUGGCCUGCGUAUGGCGCUGUGCAAUUCAACAAUUAUAGCACCAGGUAUCGUGAAGGCCUGGACCUGGUGCUGAAAGACAUCUGCUUAGACAUCAAAGCGCACGAAAAAGUAGGGGUUGUUGGCAGAACAGGUGCCGGCAAAAGCUCACUUACAUUGGCACUUUUCCGAAUAAUCGAGCCGGUGUCAGGCAACAUAACAAUUGAUGGUCUUAACAUCUCUUCGAUCGGGCUGCUAGAUCUGCGGCGGAGGUUGGCGAUAAUACCACAAGAUGCCGCACUCUUCCAAGGCACUAUUCGAGACAAUCUCGAUCCUCGUCACGUGCAUGAUGACACUGAGCUGUGGAGUGUUUUGGGGCAUGCUCGGUUGAAAGAUCAUAUCUCGGCAAUGCCUGGUGGCCUUGAUGCUAUUGUUCACGAAGGAGGCUCUAACCUCAGCCAAGGACAACGGCAAUUGGUCUCAAUAGCGCGGGCACUCCUGACGCCAAGCAACAUUCUGGUGCUCGAUGAAGCUACAGCAGCAGUUGAUGUGGAGACAGACUCUCUGCUUCAGAGCACCCUGCGCAGCAGUAUGUUUCAGGACCGAACCAUCAUCACCAUUGCACAUCGAAUCAACACAAUCCUAGACAGUGACAAGAUCGUCGUGCUGCAGCAGGGCAGAGUAGCUGAAUUUGACACCCCCAGCGAACUUAUUCGAGGAAAAGGGCUUUUCUACGAACUUGUCAAGGAAGCAGGGUUGCUUGACAGCAGCGGACCAUUGCAUUAG